Molecule: messenger RNA, 2788 nt
Organism: Helianthus annuus (common sunflower)
Lineage: Eukaryota; Viridiplantae; Streptophyta; Magnoliopsida; Asterales; Asteraceae
Exons: 10
Coding region: 30-2513 (827 amino acids)
Biological process (GO): regulation of DNA-templated transcription
Source: RefSeq, a predicted model, not a curated record
ACAUCAAAGCUGCUGCCAUUGUUGCAGAUAUGACGUUUCGGAAUGUGACCGAGACGAUCAUCGCGGAGACCAUUGCGGUCCCUAGCUCGAAGUCAGUGGAAUGGUUUCCUCAGUUGCAGACCAUUGAGACCGUGAAGCUGACCAAUACGCAACUAUGGCUGUUGCGUAUGAUGCUGAGGAGGAGCAAGAACUCGAAACCCGUGGUGCGGGAGAAGAGCGGUGAAAAUGCUCCUGCAUGGAGGAUGUUUGCCCCGGAUUUCCUGGGUACGGUUGAGACCGUGGUUUGUGCGGAUGGUGAAGAGGAUCACAAUACUAUCAUCCGUAGUAACUUCCGGGUGCCUACUGAGGCUGCACUGGCAGUUGAGUUGCCGUCAGGCAAAGAGCCUCAAGAUGAAGAUUUUUCUAUCUUCGGUGCUCCGGAGUCCCCCCCGCGUGCCACGGGUGCGGGUGCAACGGAGGUGCCGUCGACACCUCACGUCAAGGUGGUACCUGAGUCAACCGUGCAGAAGGAGGGUACCGCAGAGAAUGCUGCGGCCCAGAUAUUUGAUACGGUCGACUCGUCCAACAAUCUGAUCUCUCCCAAUGAGGGAGACGAUUUGAGUGUGCGGUUCACUGCUACUGGGAAGCAACAUUCUGAUGCUGAACCGCAAAAAACUGGCGCUGAAGCGCGGCAGCAUGAUGCUGGGCCGCAGAAGUCUUCGGUUGAUAAGGGUACCAGCUCGUCUGCCGGUGGUGCGGGGGGGAUGAUAUUUCGAAUGAUCCUGCGGCCUGUAAGGAGAUUUUGGGUGGUCUGGGGACCCCCUUUGAAGUUGAUCGCGCCCGUGCCGCACCUCGAGAGUUGCGAGUUGGCGAAUGUCAAGGCGGCAAAUGUUGCCUUGGGCAGCGAGAAAGCUGCGGCUGAGGCCAUUUCUGUUAAGGCAUUGCAGGCGAAGGCCGAUGCCCUGAAGGCGCUUGGAGAGGCCAAAGAAGCCGGGGCUCCCCCUGUUAGAUCCCCGGAUGUUGUGAUCUCCAACAAUUUCAUGAACAGCGCUUUUAAUGAUGACGAGGUUAUGGAUAAUGAAGAAGCAUCCCAAGAUUCCCAUAUGCAGAUCAUGACUGGUGCUGUUUCUGGAUCAUCUCAUGGUCCUUCUAUGUUUGCUGAAUCAUCACGCGGCCAGUUAGACGGUUUGCCAUCGAAUCCAUACUUUGUUUUUGAUACCCCUCAGGGAACCCGUUACUGGAUUCCUAACGUCGCUGAUAAGUUCAUACCAGUGUGUGGGAAAUCUUAUCCAACUUUUGCGGAUGUUCUUUCCAUGUAUGAACUUUAUGCGUUUGAAGCAGGGUUUUCUGUAAAAAAAGGGCAAACUAAAGUCUGGAAUGGAAUUCCCACACACAAGUAUCUUCGAUGCUCAAAAUAUGGAAAGCCACAACCCAAGAGGACUUUUGACACCCUAGAUGAAUCUUCUGUUAAGCACCGGAGGACCAACUUCACAUGGUGUGACUGUAAGGCAAGCAUACUAGUCUCAAUCUCGAAUGAUUCAUACACAGUUCUGAGUUUCAAUGAUAUUCAUAAUCAUGAACUUGUUGAGAGUUACAACCGUGAUCUUAGCAAGAUAUCACGGAAGCUGUCAUUCUCCACCAAACAAUUCAUUCACAAUAUGAGUCUAAACCGUAUCGGACCCAUGAGAGCUUAUAGAUGUCUUGUAGCUUUAAAAGGAGGGCAUCACAAUGUCAAUGGGACUCCGGUGGAUUUUAAAAACUUUAGCCACCAGUUGCGAAUUUUUAUUGGUGAACGCGACGCACAAGUUUUCCUUGAACGCCUGCGUGAGCGCUUUGACAACCUACCCAACUUCUAUUUUGAUUACACUGUAUCAAAUGGAAAGUUGUCUUCUGUAUUCUGGGCUGAUGAGAUUUCAAAGCUAAACUACAAAGCUUUUGGCGAUGUCCUCGCGUUUGACGCAACUUACAGCACUAACAGGUACAAGAUGGUUUUUGUGCCAUUCACGGGUGUGGAUCAUCAUUUCCAAUGUGUUACAUUUGGGGCGGGUUUGAUAUCAACCGAGUCCAUUGAAUCCUAUGUGUGGUUGCUUAAGGCUUUUUUGAAGGCACACGGUACUCAGCCAACUCUCGUGCUGAGUGAUCAAGACCCAUCCAUGCUACAAGCUGUUCCUAUGGUCUUUACCGAAUCACGACACCGUCUAUGCAUGUGGCAUAUAAUGGAAAAACUACCCUCCAAGAUCUCUGCGGACGUUCUCGAUAACACUGAUCUUCGGUCCUGCAUUCACCGGUUGGUUUGGAAUGUUUAUAUCAAACCUGAAACGUUUGAGUCCCGCUGGAAUGACCUCCUACAAACAUUUGGACUUCAAGACCACAGCUGGUUGAACGACAUGUACAACAUCAAACAUCUUUGGGUACCAGCGUACUUCAGGGAACUGCCCAUGUGUUGCUUAAUGAAGACCACUUCACGUUGCGAAAGCUCUAACGCUGCCUUCAAGGUCAACUCAACAAGCGCAAACACCCUUGUACAAUUAUGAUGUGCUUUGAAAAUAGGGUAGACAGCCAACGAUAUCGGCAACGUGUAUCGGAGUACAAAACCUCAUCCACGAUGUUCACUGGCAAUACUGAUUUAGCGAUAGAACAGCACGCGUUCGCCAUUUACACAAACGCUGUUUUCGCGCAAGUUCAAAAAGAGAUAAUUAAAGGGAAGUUUUUAUGCUACAUCACAAACCAAACCGAGUCCAGCGAUUCCAGUCUUUUGAUAGACGUCACUCAUUUGGAUAAAAGGAACAACAUCACAAAUGUCUAUCAG